Molecule: messenger RNA, 1415 nt
Organism: Sapajus apella (tufted capuchin)
Lineage: Eukaryota; Metazoa; Chordata; Mammalia; Primates; Cebidae
Biological process (GO): translation; negative regulation of translation
Cellular component (GO): ribosome; cytosolic large ribosomal subunit
Molecular function (GO): structural constituent of ribosome; mRNA binding
Source: RefSeq, a predicted model, not a curated record
AUGGGAGCCCUGGGCCUGGAGCUGCCCUUGUCCUGCUGGGAGGUCUUGUGGCCACUGCCUGCCUACUUGCUGGUUUCCUCCAGCGGCUAUGACUUGGGCACUGUGGGCUAUGCCAUGGCCACAUGGCGUGAUUGCGAGGACACCAUACUCGCUAGCCACGACUGCUCCACGUCUGGCAGCACAAACGUUGCCCAGCUGUGUGUACGGCAGUGCGGACCAGUUUCCGGCAGCACUACCAUCUCCGUGUGCACCAUUUCAACUGUACAUAUAGCCUACUCAACUUACGACCAAAUCGUGUUACGACCGGUCCGCGGUCCCGACCGUGGUCGCAGGUACUGCCACCCACAGCAGCAAGGGUACAUCACCCCUUUCUACCCUCAAUCCAUUGAGAUCAUCCCAACCCUGACUCUGUGUGCCCCUCAUCAACAGCAUGGCUCCAACCCUACCUGUCGACUCAGGAGACACUGGGUUGGAAUUCCUGUGAUGCGUGCAAAGGACAUCAACAGCCUCUCAACACUUGCCAACUCUCAGAAAACUAGGAAAACAGGAGAAACUAACUCAACUGAUAAAGAACAUCUACAGCUUUUCCAGCGGCUCCCGAAGACGGCGGAGGUGCAGGUCCUGGGGCUUGAUGGCCGAGGCCAUCUCCUGGGCCGCCUGGCAGCCAUCGCGGCUGAGCAGGUACUGCUGGGCCGGAAGGCGGUGGUCGUUCGCUGCGAGGGCAUCAACAUUUCUGGCAAUUUCUACAGAAACAAGUUGAAGUACCUGGCUUUCCUCCGCAAGCGGAUGAACACCAACCCUUCCCGAGGCCCCUACCACUUCGGGAACCCCACCACUUCCGGGCCCCCACCACUUCGGGAACCCCACCACUUCCGGGCCCCCACCACUUCCGGGCCCCCACCACUUCCGGCUUCCGGGCCCCCACCACUUCAGGGCCCCCACCACUUCAGGGCCCCCACCACUUUCGGGCCCCCACCACUUCGGGGCCCCCACCACUUCCGGGCCCCCAGCCGCAUCUUCCGGCGGCCCGGGCGAGGCGUGCUGCCCCACAAGACCAAGCAAGGCCCGGCCGCCCUGGGCCUCAAGGUGUUUGACGGCAUCCCACCGCCCUACGACACGGUAGAGCGGGUGGUGGUUCCUGCGGCCCCCAAGGUGGUGCGUCUGAAGCCCACAAGGAAGUUUGCCUCUCCGCGGCGCCUGGCUCACGAGGUUGGCUGCAAGUACCAGGCAGUGAGAGCCACCCUGGAGGAGAAGAGGAAGGAGAAGGCCAAGAUCCGCUACGGGAAGAAGAAACAGCUCAUGAGGCUACGGAAACAAGCCGAGAAGAACGUGGAGAAGGAAACUGACAAAUACACAGAGGUCCUCAAGACGCAUGGACUCCUGGUCUGAGCCCAGUAAAGACUGUUAAUGCCUCA